AGUCAUGGGAGACAUAAUUUAGUUCUGACAGCAGACAUGCCAACAUACAGCAUGUGUUCAGACAAACUCAGGGAGAAGAAUUCAGAGGUCUGUGGCUGCAAUGUGAAGCCUACAGAGAUAGAGAAGGCUCAAGUGAAUGGGACCUGUCUGAUCAAGGCCAAAGAAGACAUGGAGAAACAGGGGGAAGGAGAGAAAGACAGUCAGACCACAGAAGAAAGCAAGAUUCAGGAAGACCUUCAGGAGUCUGAAGACCCUCGGAAACCUCAAGAGGACCAGGAGGAGGUUUUGGAGGACGUGCUGGGACCAAAUGAUGUGGUGUGUGAUACCUGCAUUGACCAUCCGUGUCGGGCCAAGAAGUCGUGCCUGACCUGCCUGGUGUCGUACUGCGAGGCUCACCUGAGGCCGCACCUGGAGAACGUCAAGUUUCAGAGCCACAAGCUGGUGGAGCCACUUCGAGACAUCGAGAGACGAACGUGUGAGACUCACCGCUGCCCGCUGGAGCUGUACUGCUGCGCUGAUGCAUUAUGUGUGUGUCAGGAGUGUGUGUCUGAGGACCAUCGGGGACACAACACAGUUGCCAUCACAGAAGCACGCCGGAAAGUAGAGAGAGAGCUUCAGGACAAACAGACAGACAUUGUGAAGACAGUCACAGCAGCAGAGAACGCCAUUAAUAAACUACAGGUCAACGCGGUGUCUAUAGAGGCAUCUGUGAAAGAGGUGCGUGGAGUGAUCGAAGAGCAGUUCAGUAUUCUGUUGGCGGCCGUGGAGCAGGUGAAAAAGGAGGUGAGCGAGAUUUUGGAAGUGGAGGAGCGUCAGGCACUGCGGCAGGCCGAAGGAAUCCGAGUUCAUCUGGAACAACGCUGCACAGAACUGAAGAAAACACAGACACAGAUAGAGAAAAUCACCAAGAACAAAAAUGACAUCGACUUCUUGCAGGAGUAUUCAGAGUGGAAAAAAGAAGCAACUGAUGUGUCUUUACCUGGUGUUUACAUUGGCCUCAUGGAUCGACUUCAGUCCUUCAGUCGCAUCAUCACGCAAUCCACGAAAGAGAUGUGCGACAACCUGCUUAAAUCAUAUCUCAAUAAACUUAAAGACACCUGCAAAAAUGAUAAUGUGGGCAUAAAGACGACAGUUUACGCCAUUAUCGCAGCAAAACAGAACCUGAAAAUACCGAACCCAAAGACCAGAGACGACUUCCUUAAAUAUGCCACGCCACUGAGCUUUGACGCAGAUACAGCACAUCAGUUUCUACGUCUGACCGAAGAGAGAAAGAAGGUCACAAACACAACACCAUGGCAGCACAGCUAUCCUGACCUUCCCGAGCGCUUCCAGCACUUUCGUCAGGUGCUGACGGUGGAAAGCUUCUACCUGGGCCGCCACUAUUUCGAGGUGGAUAUGCGAGGAGAGGGAACUCACGUCGGCCUGACGUACAAGAGCAUCGACCGCAAGGGCUCUGAGAGCAACAGCUGCAUCUCGGGUAAUGACUUCUCUUGGUGUCUGCAGUGGAACGGCCGGAACUUCUCCGCAUGGCACAGCGAUGUGGAGACACCGCUCAGCGUCCCAAAAGCCACAUGGAUCGGCAUGUAUGUGGACUACUCUCGUGGCGUGCUGGCAUUCCAUGAUGUGGAGAACAGCAUGGCCCUCAUUCAUCAGUACCAGACAGAGUUUCUCGAACCGCUCUAUCCAGCAUUCUGGCUUCCUAAAAAGGAGAACAUUGUGGUUUUGGUGGAGCCAGGCGGAGCACUAUCCCUGACAAUGCCGUCUCCUGUUUCCUCUCCUCCAUAAACUGCUCCUGAUCUGCCUUCUCAUAUCCACAUUAUUUCCAUCUCUGUAGAGAACAGACUUUUGACUGACACUGAAGUUUUAUGAUUACUACAAUGCAUUUCCAAGAUGUGUUAUAAUGUAUAUGGGUCAUUCCUGCUAUGCAGUACAUUUUCAUGUCCUCAUUAUAUGUCUUAAUAUUUUAGAUAAAAUAUAUGUACAUCAUCAAAUAUGAAAAUCAUUUUAGUUAAUGUUCAAUAAAAUUAAAACAAUUUGUACAAUAUUAAUAUCCCAAUUUAAAUGGUUAAAAAUCUAAAUUACCCUCAAGAAUGAACCAUUUAACAGCUACUGCCUUUUUGUGUAUUGGUAUUUGUAAAACAUGAAAAAAUAUUUUUAACAAAGGUCGACCAAUAGUAGAUUUUGUCGAUACUGUUAACUAAGGGGAUAGUUUAUAGAAUGUUAAAAAUUAGACACAAAGGCAAGAAGAGUCCAAAAUUAAUAAAAUCCUAGAUGCAGUUUAUUGUUCAACCAAAAUCCAAAUAAUAACCAGAAAAGAAUGAAGAUUUGAUGCAUGACACGAGACUUUUAACUAUAAACUAGUCCGAAACACACCAGGGACUCAUAUUUUGAAAUGACAGCGAUAUGGCUCCUUUGCAGUGCUCUGUAUUUAAGUAUUUAUCUUUUUUUGCCUGUAUAUUUCACCAGAUGAUGUUUAAUGAGAAAUAAGGUUUAUUUAUAUUCAAAAUAUAGGAAGUUUUCACCAUGUAUCUGCAGACGGGGCUCGUUUCCAUAUACUCAAACUUUUUUCAUUACCAUCGCUUCAAUUUAGAACAUUUUAUAAUUUAAUUAAAAUUACAAAAUGUGCACUGAAGCGGAGAUAAAAAUAUGAAUGAAUGUUGUCAAUGAUGAAAGAUUUAUAUACCUCACAGUAACACGGAGAAAUAAAAAAAAUACAAGCAAAUAUCGGCAUAGAUUUUUGCCGAUAACCGAUAGUUCCAAAAAGCAAAUAUUGGCAUAGAUUUUUGCAGAUAACCGAUAGUCCCAAAAAGCAAAUAUCGGCAUAGAUUUUUGCAGAUAACCGAUAGUUCCAAAAAGCAAAUAUCCGCAUAGAUUUUUGCCGAUAACCGAUAGUUCCAAAAAGCAAAUAUCGGCAUAGAUUUUUGCCAAUAACCGAUAGUUCCAAAAAGCAAAUAUCGGCAUAGAUUUUUGCAGAUAACCGAUAGUCCCAAAAAGCAAAUAUCGGCAUAGAUUUUUGCAGAUAACCGAUAGUCCCAAAAAGCAAAUAUCGGCAUAGAUUUUUGCAGAUAACCGAUAGUUCCAAAAAGCAAAUAUCGGCAUAGAUUUUUGCAGAUAACCGAUAGUUCCAAAAAGCAAAUAUUGGCAUAGAUUUUUGCAGAUAACCGAUAGUACCAAAAAGCAAAUAUCGGCAUAGAUUUUUGCAGAUAACCGAUAGUUCCAAAAAGCAAAUAUCGGCAUAGAUUUUUGCCGAUAACCGAUAGUUCCAAAAAGCAAAUAUCGGCAUAGAUUUUUGCCAAUAACAGAUAGUUCCAAAAAGCAAAUAUCGGCAUAGAUUUUUGCCGAUAACUGAUAGUUCUAAAAACCAAAUAUCGGCACAGAUUAAUCGGUAGAACCAAAAUAUCUGUCUACCUCUAGUUUUUAAUAUCACAUAUUGUAUGGUUACAUUCUUGCUUUAAUACAUAAGAAAAACAUUUCUCUACGUGUUUAUUCAAUGAUAUUGCACAAGAGACCCAGAUGACGUACGGUAACUGAACAUUAUUGUACAGUUCAAUAGGGCUGCUCACGGGUAUGAUCACAAGUCUCUAUACUGUCUGUAUGCUGCUGUUUUUCAAAUUGUUACAUUUUGUUCCUCUAUGAGUUGUGACAAUUACUUUGUCAACAAAAGCAACAUCAUGUGUCUGUGCAAAUAAAAACUACAAUUGCUACAGUGUGAUGCAGGUUUUAGUUCCUGUGUUUUGUUAAAGCGUGCCACAACUGGUUCCACCAGUCUAUAGAGAUGUUACAAACUCUACAGGUAAAUGGAGAAAAUGUUUCACUGAGAGUAAUUUUCACAUGACUGAUGCCUGUUCUUUCUACAGGUCAAUAUUAAGAAUGCAUUUGAAAACUGUUUGCAAUUAUUACAAUUGAAAAGAAACAAAUAAAGAAACUCAGAUACUGUAUUAGGCAUACUGCAUGU
Messenger RNA from Myxocyprinus asiaticus (Chinese sucker), 3955 nucleotides. Its product is annotated as tripartite motif-containing protein 16-like protein. Bases 37 to 1785 code for a protein of 582 amino acids. The transcript is spliced from 6 exons. Gene Ontology annotation, molecular function: protein binding; zinc ion binding. The record is from RefSeq and is a predicted model, not a curated record. Lineage: Eukaryota; Metazoa; Chordata; Actinopteri; Cypriniformes; Catostomidae.